Haemorhous mexicanus (house finch) is the source of this 670-nucleotide messenger RNA. RefSeq names its product chromosome 30 C2orf68 homolog (gene C30H2orf68). The transcript is spliced from 4 exons. NCBI's taxonomy places the organism in Eukaryota, Metazoa, Chordata, Aves, Passeriformes, Fringillidae. The record is from RefSeq and is a predicted model, not a curated record. Bases 95 to 589 code for a protein of 164 amino acids.
GCGCGCUGCGGCGCCCCCUGGCGGCGGCGCGCCGGGCCCGCGGGGCUCUUAAAGGCGCCGCGCCCCGGUACCGACCCCCGCCGCCGGUACCGGGAUGGAGGCGGCGGCGGCUACAGCGGCGGCCCCAGGCUGGCGCUGCCGGCCGGGGGGACGGCUGGACAUGAGCCACGGCUUCGUGCGGCACAUUCGCCGCAACCAGCUCGCCAGGGACGCGUACGACCGCGCGGUGCGGCAGGCGCGGGGCCGAGCGCGGACGCGGCUGACACCGGGCCCGGCGCGGCCCCGGCGGCCCGACCAGCAGGUGUACCGGCCGCACCGGGGCGGCGGCGGGCCCGGGGGCGAUGCCAGCGCGGGAUCGCCCCCCGAGAGCCGCGGGGCCCCCCCGGAACCGGCCCGCGGGCCGCGGCUCUUCUGCCUCGAGUACGAGGGGGACGACGGGCGGGUGACGGCCGUGAUCGUGCACCAGGGGGACAGCGCCGAGGAGGUGACCCGGCGGGUGUGUGCCCGCAGCCCCCUGGAGCCCCCCCUGCGCAGGGCCCUGUGCCAGCGCGUGCAGGACGAGCUCAGCAAGCGCCGGGGCACCGGGUGACCCUGGUGUCACAGCCCCGGACGCUGCCACCCCCCGGGACCGCUGCCGUCCCCCCCGGAGUCAAUAAAGGUGCUGCGAGGC